This is a messenger RNA of Drosophila sulfurigaster albostrigata, 2560 nucleotides long. RefSeq lists its product as uncharacterized. The transcript has 3 exons. The record is from RefSeq and is a predicted model, not a curated record. Lineage: Eukaryota; Metazoa; Arthropoda; Insecta; Diptera; Drosophilidae. Bases 108 to 2114 code for a protein of 668 amino acids.
AAAUAAUUUAUUUCAAUUAUUUCCCAUACAAUAUCACAUUUUUCUAAGCUGGCUCUGCCGGCAUCUCCAAAAUUUAAAGUCUUUUAAAUGUUUUCUAAAAUUGCAAAAUGGUCAAGUUUGUGAAUAAAUUGUGGAAGAAAUAUGUGCGUGCGCACUUUCGAGCCUCGCUGGAGACAUCCGAGUAUGAGAACACUUCGAAUCUGUUUCAUGUCACGGCCUCGGAACAAACACAGGAGCUGCUGGACAGAUGCGAGCAACUGCUCUCGGGUUAUGGAGCAGACGAGCAGGCGGCAACAAAUGCUGCUCAAGUGCCAACGACGGUCAUUAAAUCGAAUGGCCACGAUGCGGAUGGCAAAGUGGGCGCCGAGACCGGUUGCUAUCUCGAAAUGUUGUCCACCAGCUCCACCGCCUCCUCCUCCUUAGCAGCGGCAGCGGCAGCACCAGCCAAAGCCACAACAUCUUCCUCAUCGAGGAACUCACUCUCCGCCUCGCGCGAGUACAUCGAUCUGAGCAGCAAUCCCUCGCUCAACAGUGAUAAGACCUUUCGCUGCUCCAGCAUACAGGCACUGGCUGCCGAUGAGCACCAGCCACAACACGACCAACAGCUCUACGACAUUUGCCAGCAUCAGGGCGAGGAGGAGGCCGAAGCGGAGACUCAACAGGUCUUUGCCCACGAGCUGUUCAUCAAUUGCCCCUAUGCCGAUCUGCCCGCCGGUCACUUGGCACUGCAGCGAUCCACCAAAUACGGCCAAUUACAGCGAAUCGAGAAGCGACUGUUCUUCGAUCAGAGCAAGAAGUAUUACUGUGGCAUACUGAACGAUUGGAUGUUGUGCUAUGCAGAUGGUCCGACCGCCUGUCGGCCCAGCAGCAGCCUCUACUUAAAGAGCUCGGCCAUUGAGAUCGAGCACUUCGGUGAGGGCAAGCGGCGUGAGAUUUGCUUUCAAAUCACAACCGCUGAUCCGAGCAAGAAGUUUGUGUAUCAGGCAAACAACGAGGUCGAUGCCAAAGAGUGGAUCCAUGCCAUUGAGGCGGCCAUACGUGGCGAUGCCAUUGCCCAGGCAUCGCUCAAAAUGCUACGCAAACUGCCCACGCCGCCGACGAUGAAGAAGCUUAGCUAUUCCCCUCCAGCAGCAGCGAUAGCAGCAACAGCAACAGCUGCAGUCACAUCGCCAACCGACAGCAUUUAUGAGGAGCCAUCGCCGUUGUAUAACUUUGGCGAUGCUUCGACGCCGCCGCGGUUGCCGGAGAAAUGCAACAGUCCGAGUGCAUUGGCCAAACGUUUCGAAUACGAUAUACCAAAGUGUCCACCACAGCCGCUGGUUGUGGCGAAUGAAUCGACUGGCGGUACCGAAGUGGAGACCACCGAACUGCUCAAUGGCGGCGAAGUGAAACCGUUGCCAAUACCAUCGAGUCUGCACGGCAGUUUGGCUCUGGACUUCCAAGCCAAGGUGAAGACGGUGCACAGUGAGUUGUCUAGUCAACUGACCAGCCCGGAGCGGCUCAAGAAGGCGGUGAAGAAGAGCUACUCCAGCGGCAACAGUGACACCGAAAUGACAUCGUUAACGAAUCCAAAUCCCCAAACGAAUCUCACUCCAAAGGAGCAGAAGAAACAACGCAAAUCGCAAAGUCCACAGGCGAGUCCGCAGAAAACGCCCGCAAAGGAAUCCGAUAAGGCGGCCAAAAAUUGGUUUCUCAGUCGCCUCAAUAAGUCCGCCACCGGUCUGAGCACACGCUGUUCCUCCAACUCCAGCAGUAGUAUCAGCAGCAAUACAACCAGCACGCCACCAAAUGCCAAGUGCAAACAGAGCGAAAAGGAGAAUCUGCUCAAUAGCCUCGAUCUCUGCGAUGGCAAUUACGAUGGUGCGCCCAACGAUCAGCAGCCGAGCAGCAAUCCCACAUCGCCGUGCUUGAAGGCGGAGGCCAAGAGCAAGGUGAACAUGAUCAUCAAUCAGUUCGAGAGCAGUGGACAUCUGUCGACUAUGUUCAGUGUGGAGGCAUUGGCGGCCAAUGCGUUGGCCUCGCUCACCUCCUUCUGCGAGAGCGACAAUUGCAACAACUACGAGCCAAUUAUGCCGCUCUCCACGCCGCCCAGCAGCUUUCUCAAGAAGGUGUAGCCUUCACCUGGGCAUCCUGUGAAGCGAUAGCACUUUAUGAUUAUGAUUAUUUAGGCUAGUGACAAGUCCACACAUUUUUUCAUGUUUAUCCUCAACAUUGACAUAAAAUUUUUUAAUAUCAAAACAUAAUCUGUUAAUAUACAUAAGGUUCUAUGUAGUGUGUUGCUAUUUCUCUCGAUCCAAUGAUGCCGGUGAGUUGAAGCGUGGCGUGUGUUAUCAUACAUAAAUAAUGUAGUAAAAGCAAUCAAAUUGUAAAAAAAAAUUCAAUUCGUCGGAUAGCGAGAGCUGGGUAAAUGGCUGAACUUGCUAUCCUUAUGUUGAGAUUCGAUAAUGCCAAAUAGAGCCUCACGUUUGCGUGGAUCCGUCACCAAUAUGAGUUUAUUAGGUGAUUCACCGGAUGAGAAGAGUCCGCCCAGCAAGCGUUUGCCUUCACGCUGCACUGUAAA